UUGUCAAUAUGAUGUUGUUUUGCCGAAAUUAUGUUGGCUUCAGUUGCCUGUAAAAGACUUUUCGAAAUUUUUCCAAAUUUAAUCUGUGGGCGCUAUAAAUUUCAUGGCGUGCAGGGAGCCACCACAAACUGCGAUCGUCAUUAACUUGUUGAUUGGCGAUUUGGUUCAGGAUGCCGUUAAUGAGCCGCUCAAACUUUCCGAGCAGAAGAACACCUGCCAGCGGCUCUUCGACAUUUUGGGCUUUCAGGCCGAUGAAUGUUUCGAGGACAUAGACGCUAGUAACGUGGCUAUAACACCCAGUUCGAGCACCCUUCAGAGCAGUGUCAAACCGCUUUCAGAUGAACCCAAUCGUAGGAACUGGUAUGGUUGGAUGGCCAAGGAAUUGUCAGAAGACAACUCCGAGGACGAAGUUGACAUCUUCAGGAAAGAUGUGCAGGGCGUGACUAGAAAGUUUGACUCGAUCGGAGUGCAGACGGAGCAGCCCCGCAGGCGCAGAUCCUCGAAUCCUGCGGACCGUGCCCCCACUCUCGCUCCAUGCGAACUGACGCGCCACACGAUUUUCAUCGAUGCCGUGUCCGUGCCAAUACCAAAUGUCUUGGGUAGGCCGCCGCUGGCCGACCGCUUUUGCUAUAUGUUGACCGAUUUCGCAUCGGCGCUAUAUUGUAGUCUCGCCAUCAUGUGUUGUUGCACACCCAAUAUGCUGAGGUAAAUAAAAACGAGAGCGGUUGGGCUUCUGUUUUGCGAAAUCGGUAAAGGGUUUCCAUUAAUUUAACUAAGAGCGAAACGAAA
Drosophila ficusphila is the source of this 789-nucleotide messenger RNA. RefSeq lists its product as uncharacterized. Bases 104 to 709 code for a protein of 201 amino acids. The record is from RefSeq and is a predicted model, not a curated record. NCBI's taxonomy places the organism in Eukaryota, Metazoa, Arthropoda, Insecta, Diptera, Drosophilidae. The transcript has 2 exons.